Ilex paraguariensis (yerba mate) is the source of this 1940-nucleotide messenger RNA. The record is from the annotation of a GenBank genome assembly. Lineage: Eukaryota; Viridiplantae; Streptophyta; Magnoliopsida; Aquifoliales; Aquifoliaceae.
AGUACACAAAAGACCCGCUCCGUGUUCAAAAUUUAGAAACUCUCGGAUAAUACACUCAAAUGUUGCAGUGUAUCUAGGGUUCCGAUUUUAGGGCAUAAGAUUCCUCAAAGUCCUCUUUAUCUCUCUCUACAUCACAAGGGUUAUUGGGUGGAACUGACAGAAUGGAGGAAGAGAGUUUAACAAAUGGUGGUAGUAUGGAGUCAAAUUGUAAGGCAGUGAAUGGGUUUACAGUUGUAGUUCAAAAUGGUGGUGGAGAUGGAAAUUUUGCGGGGUCGUCAGUCAAGGAUUUUCGGACUUACAAGCGGCGAAAGCAUACAAAGAUGAGUAGUUCUAAGACCCAAUUGAUUCAGGAUGGGAAGGUUUCUAUUGAUUCAAGUGGUCAAUGUCCAGAUAAGAACACAGAACCAUCGGAAAUGGUCUUAAACAGCACUUCUUGCCAGCAAGUUAGUCUUGCUCGGAGGAGUUCACGUGCUUUUAUGAAUGGUUCAAAAGAUUCUUCCCUCAAGCAGUGGAGAAACAUUGUUUUGGAGCAGAUGUGUCAGCAAAUAAGUGGGAGUGAAGGCGGUUUACAGGAAUGCAUUAGAGAUGCUCUUAUUUUUCAUCCAGAAAACGGCUGCACGAAUGCAGAUAAGGAAUCUGUUCAUUCCCAUGAAGGGAGGCAGCAAUGCUCUUCACACAGAGGGUCGAUGCCUAAUGGAACCCGGAAUGCUGCUAAAGGGAAUUUGGUUGUAAUGUCCAAUGGAGCUUUAAAUGAACCAAAUCAUUGCACGAUUACUGAGCUGGUUCAACAGAAUUUUCUUGAUGUUGUAACAUCGGAAAAGUUUUCUCAGCUGUGUAAAAUACUCUUGGAAAAUUUUCAAGGAAUGAAACUUGACAGCUUUUUUGACAUUAGACUUAUAAACUCAAGGUUUAAAGAGGGAUCAUAUGAGAGAUAUCCCAUGCUUUAUCAUGCAGAUAUUCAAAAGGUAUGGUCAAAGCUUCAAAAGGUUGGCACUGAAAUGGUUGCUCUUGCAAAGAGCCUUUCGGACAAAUCAAGGACUUCUUAUUGCGAACAGGAUUCUGAUAUGCAUGCUAAAGUGGAGCAAACGGAAGCCUGUGGCAUGUAUGGAGUCUGUACUUGCUGCCAAUGUGGAGAGAAGGCUGAUGGAAGACACUGUCUAGUUUGUGAUUCGUGUGAGGAGAUGUAUCAUGUCUCUUGUAUCGAGCCUGCUGUUGAAGAAAUUCCCCUAAAAAGUUGGUACUGUUCCAACUGCACUGCAAAGGGAAUUGAAUCGCCGCCCCAUGAGAAUUGUUCUGUGUGCGAGAGGUUAGCUGCCCCCAGAUCAUCAAUCAAUGGAGAUGGAGUGGAUGAAGAUCUUACAACUGAAGAAGCACUUUCAGAAGAUGGGCUUCAACCAUCCAAAGGGCGCCAUAUUAUGUCCCCUUGCAAUGUCUGUAGAUGUAAGGUAGAAAAUGGUGAAAAGUUCAGAGUUUGUGGCCAUUUGUUUUGCUCUCAUAAAUACUACCACAUUAGGUGCCUGACAAGUAAACAGUUGAAAUCAUAUGGCCCCCGUUGGUAUUGCCCUUCUUGUCUUUGCAGAGCUUGCCUCACUGAUCAAGAUGAUGAUAAGAUUGUGUUGUGCGACUGCUGUGAUCAUGCAUACCACAUUUAUUGUAUGCAACCACCUCGCUCUUCAAUUCCCAGGGGAAAAUGGUUUUGCAGAAAAUGUGAUGCAGGAAUGCAGCACAUACGCAAUGCAAAAAGGGCAUACGAGAAUAUGCAAAACAAUUUGCAAAGGAGAGCUGAAGGUGGAAAAGGAUCAUUUGAGAAUCUUAGAAACGAACAGAAAGAGAAUGGAGAAGAGGCGUUUGAUAAAUCUGGAGGAGUGGACAUGCUUCUAAAUGCAGCCAAAACUCUGAACUACGAGGAGAGUAUGGCUGCUAUGCAGAUGAAGAGGUGA